Messenger RNA from Penicillium paradoxum, 1809 nucleotides. Its product is annotated as flavin-containing monooxygenase. Lineage: Eukaryota; Fungi; Ascomycota; Eurotiomycetes; Eurotiales; Aspergillaceae. Gene Ontology annotation, molecular function: NADP binding; N,N-dimethylaniline monooxygenase activity; flavin adenine dinucleotide binding. The record is from RefSeq and is a predicted model, not a curated record. The transcript is spliced from 7 exons. Bases 1 to 1809 code for a protein of 602 amino acids.
AUGUACAAGUGGUUUACUACACCGGCGACAAGCGGUUCGAAUGGCACAAAUGGCACAAAUGGAACUAAUGGGUCGCACAACGGCUCUGCCCAUCUCCCAACGCCUGCUACCCGUGUUGCGAACGGCGAAACCCCUCCCAACUGGAUCCCCUGUGCCGACCAACCUGUCUAUGAGCGACGAAAGCUUAAGAUAAUUUGUAUUGGCGCAGGAUACUCGGGUUUGACCCUGGCGCAUAAGAUCGAGCAUGAGCUCAAGCUUGGCGAUUUUGUGGAAUUGAAGAUCUACGAGAAGAAUCCUAAGGUCGGCGGAACGUGGUUUGAGAACACCUAUCCUGGCGUCGCCUGUGAUAUUCCUGCCCACUCUUAUACAUUUUUAUUCGAACCCAACCCAAACUGGUCUCACUUCUACGCCCCCGGUCCCGAGAUUGAGGAGUAUAUCCAAAAAACGACGAGGAAAUGGAAUCUCGACAAGGACGUUCAGUUUAACACGAAGGUUGCUGGGACUACGUGGGAUGAGGAAUUGGGAAGGUGGAAGGUGGAGGUGGUAGAUCAAGAAGGCACCAUCACUCAUGAUGAGGCUGACAUUCUGGUCAAUGCAGCCGGUUUCCUGAACAAGAUCAGCUGGCCUGCGAUUGAUGGCCUGUCGAGUUUCAAAGGCAAAUUGCUUCACACUGCGGCUUGGGAUAACGACUAUGACUGGUCGAACAAACGCGUUGCAGUGAUUGGCAAUGGCUCCUCGGGAAUUCAAUGUGUGGCUGCAAUGCAGCCGAAAGUCACCAAACUUGUUAACUUUGUGCGUAACCCAACCUGGGUUUCCGUCAACUUCUGUGCGGAAAAGACACAAGACGGUAAGAAUUUUGCCUACACAGAAGAACAGAAAGCGCAGUUCGCGAAUGAUCCCAAGGCUCAUUUCAGCUACCGCAGAGAGCUAGAGGCCAGUGUCAAUGCCUUCUUCUACGGCAUGUAUCGAGACCAUCCGAUGCAACGGGGCUUGACGCAGGCCUGUGAGCAGCAGAUGCAGGAGCGAAUGAAGGAUAUCCCUGACCCAGAGCUUGUAUCGAAAUUGCUCUCUCACGACUUCCAGCCAGGCUGUCGUCGUUUGACACCCGGGGAUGGGUAUCUGGAGGCGUUUGCUGAACCCAAUGCCACUCUUACUUUCGAUCCCAUUGAGCGUAUCACAGAACAGGGCAUCAAAACAAUCACGGGCGACGAGCAAGAAUUUGAUCUGAUCGUCUGCGCCACAGGGUUCGACACGUCCUUUAUUCCAUCGUGGAAAAUGGUCGGUCGCCACGGGACCACACUGGAAGAGCGAUGGAAGGUUAACCCUGAGGCUUUCUUUGCGGUCCAAGUGGAGGGAAUGCCGAACUACUUUGUCUUCAACGGGCCUAAUUGCCCUAUCUCCCACGGCUCGCUUCUGACACAGGUCUCUUGGACUUGCGAUUACAUUCUUCGCUGGGCCAAGAAGAUCGCUGGAGAAGAUAUCAAAUCAAUCGAUGUCAAGAAAGAAGCGAUGGAUGACUACAAUGUUUACUGCCAAGAAUUCCUCAAGCGCAUGGUCUGGUCAGACAAAUGCCGAAGCUGGUACAAGAAUGGAAAACGCGAAGGUCACGUCACCGGUGUGUAUCCCGGCUCGGUUCUGCACUUCAAGGAAUGUCUUGAAAACAUCGGUGGGGAGCACUUCAAUAUUGACUACCGCUCGAAGAACCGUUUCCGAUUCCUGGGUAACGGCGAAAGCGCUCAUGAUCAGCAUGGUGCAGGUGAUUUGGCGUGGUACAUGGAUGAUAUGGAAGCUUCGAUCGCGCCAAUUUAG